This is a messenger RNA of Ylistrum balloti, 4297 nucleotides long. Its product is annotated as BUB3-interacting and GLEBS motif-containing protein ZNF207-like. NCBI's taxonomy places the organism in Eukaryota, Metazoa, Mollusca, Bivalvia, Pectinida, Pectinidae. The coding region runs from base 26 to 1054 and encodes 342 amino acids. The record is from RefSeq and is a predicted model, not a curated record. The transcript has 9 exons. Gene Ontology annotation, cellular component: nucleus.
UCCUGUGUGUAUUUUCCGAAACAAAAUGGGAAGGAAAAAGAAGAAGCAGUUGAAGCCCUGGUGUUGGUACUGCAACAGGGAGUUUGAUGAUGAAAAGAUCCUGAUUCAGCAUCAGAAAGCAAAACACUUCAAAUGUCACAUAUGUCACAAGAAAUUGUACACUGGACCUGGUUUGUCUAUACAUUGUAUGCAGGUUCACAAGGACAAAAUUGACAAGAUACCAAAUGCUUUACCAGGAAGAAAUAAUGUUGAAAUUGAAAUAUAUGGCAUGGAAGGUAUUCCGGAUGGAGAUAUUAAGGACCAUGAGAAACAAAAACAGGAACCACCCAGUAAAAGAAUGAGAGAGGACAAUGAGGAUGAUGAUGACGAUGAAGAUGACAGCAAUCAAGGAAAUAAUAAUCAAUAUAACAAUUAUGGUAUGCCUCCCCCAAUGGGGCCAGGCAUGCCUCCAUUUGGCAUGCCACCUGGUAUGCCACCUAUGCCACCAGGACCAAUGGGUCCAAUGGGACCAAUGGGUCCUAUGGGGCCUAUGGGACCCAUGCCACCAAUGGGUCCUAUGGGUCCAAUGGGGAUGCCCCCAGGGAUGCCACCAAUGCCCCCCAGGAAUUUCAUGCCGGGUAAUGGCCCGCCACCACCCAUGCAGCCACCUAUGUCAUCAUCUGCACCUUCAAAGCCUUUAUUUCCUGCUGCAGCUCAGUCAUCUAUAGCCUCAUCAUCAUCGGGCCAGUCCUACAAGUCAUCAGCAAUCAACAGUCAAGCGAAGCCAACAUUCCCCGCCGCAGCAGCUACAAACACCACCUCUUCUUCUCCAUCAAGGGCAACAAUUACUGGUGCGCCACAGAUAAAGAAACCAGAGUCUAGCUCAGGUUUGACCUCUAAACUCAUGCACCCUGAUGAGGAUAUCUCCUUGGAGGAAAGGAGAGCCACAUUACCAAAAUACAAGCAAAUGCUAUCAGCUGGAGGUAUGAGGGGAGGAUCUGCUGGAAUGGGAGGCAUGAACGAGAACCAGUGGGGAGGAUUUAGACCACAGAUACAACAGGGAAGUCACUACUGAGAUUGCCUACAUACUACAGUGCCACUUAGAUCACUCUCAUCCUCCAUCAUAGCUGUGUGCUUCAACCCACUUUCAGUUCUGUCCAGAUGGCAGCUGUUCAGUUAAGUUAAUCAGAAGUCAUUAUGUGGACAGGAAUGCAUGAUCUUAACAUUCACAUCUGUUAAAUUUAAAGUUAAAUUAUGAGAUGUGUUUUCUGUUGAACAAUAUUUUGUAGAUAAAGAGCCCUUUGGGUGUAUGGCUGGUCUUGUGUGCUUUAAGUGGAAGGUAAGACUUAGCCAGGUUAAUACAGAACUGUUUUAAAUUUGAAUAAAAAUGAAGGAUCAUAGAACACUUUGGGGUUGACCAGAUGCUGGUAAGUGUUAUGAUCAGUUUGUAUAUGAAUUAAUUUCUGAAAUAAGUUGUAUAGCUUGUGGAUAAUUGAUCUUAAGAAAUGUUGUCAGAUAGCAUGAAGAAUUGUAAUUUUUAUCAAUAAAACUAUCAAGUCAUUGUACAACACACAAUAUUCAUGAAUUUCUUAUUUAUGUUUUUGGUGGACCUUGUUUGUAUUUCAUUAAAUCAGGAUAUUAUUUCAGAUAAAUAUGUUCAUGAUUGUAGGUGAAUUUGUUCAUGCUUAAAACAAUUAUUUUAGUAUAAGGUCUUGAUGCAAUAUUUGCAUUGUUAAAGUCACAAUCAGAGCUGUUUACUUUUAUGUAUUAGAAAGAAUUGUCAAUAUCCUUGUAUAGCUGAGACGUCAGUGCCUUGAUUAACAGCCAAGAACUGAGCCGUCUGAAUUUUUAUAAAAAGGCUUGUGGACAUUAAUGCAUGGAUGAAGUCAGUUGAACUUGAUUGCCUGUUCUCUAUGAAACUAUUACACUGAUGACUGAAAAUACGAUUGAAGUAAAAUAAUGUUCAUGCAAGCAGCUGGAUCUCCUUUUAUAUUUGAUCAAUAUUAUGUUUUGUGAAAAUGAUAAGCAAAAAAUUAGGAUGUUUUCUGUAAGAUUGGUACAGUUGAGCUGACUUUAUUUGGUGUACCAGAAAGCAAGGCAAGUGAUGUAAAACUCAUUGAUAAUUUACUUUGAAUUACUGUUUAUACCAUUGUCAGUGUUACAAAGCUGGUUAACCACAUACAUACCAUCAACUCCAGCAGGCAAGUGAAUAAUGUCACAGUGCAAGAGAUAAUCUUCACUGUUGGGCAGUCCAGCCCCCAACUUCAGUUGGCGAUAUUUCUUACUUUUGUUUCGGGUUCUAUGACGAUAGGUCGGAUGUGACCGUGAUCAAGGCAAGUUGUCACAGCAAGUAUUCUUGUUGUUGGGCCUAGUUGCCCCCAACAUUCUGUUGGUGACUACCUGUGUUUUUGUCGGAGUACUCUGGACACAACCACUGAAGAUUAAAACAAACAUGUACAGAAUCCAGAAAAUGUGGGAUACACUGUUUUACAGUGAUUAUGAAUGAACUUAUUUGUUUACCAAAAAUCUGUGUCCAGGGUAAGCUUUUGAAUAUGAAGGUCAUUAGACUCGGGUUGCAGGGAACAAUGAUCAAGGCAAGUGGUCACAGCAACUAAGCUUGCUGUUGGGUCCGAGUACCCCCAACUUAACCUGUUGGUGACUGAAAGCUCGCGAUUAGUUAUUAGUGGUCACAGCGAGACAAGCUGUUGGGCUAAGGCCCCCAACAUGGUGUUGGUGACUGCUUUCAGUUAUUUAUAUUCUUUACAUGUGUUGUUUAUUGGUCACAGCAAGUAGACUUGCUGUUGGGUUUUGUGCCCCCAACAAUGUUGGUGACUAGAUUGUUGACAAAAUGGUUUUGUUUUUCACUGUUGCAUGGCUUCUGUAAAAUUGUGCUUGCGUGAAUAUUUCAUGACUCCAGUUUUACAGGCAUUGGUGGUAUUAACGUUUAACUUUGAUUAUAACCAGAUGUGGGAUAGAUCAUUCUUUUUUCUGAUUUGAGUAAGACUUUUGAAAAAGUAUUUCAUUAGCAUAUUAUUUUGUAAGAAAACCUUUAAAAUGUUAAUGGAAGAUAUGAGCAAUGGAGAUCUGCAUUACUGUCUUGUGCAUUGCUAUAUGAUAAUGUCAUUAUUUUCUCUGUGCAGCCAAGAAGCAGACAAGGUCUAGGGUGUUUAUCCGGACUGGUGAGCUCUUCACCGGUAGGUACACCAUAAACUGCCAACUAGCACAUUGUUCACUGGGUCAAGUUUUUGUCUCGUUCUAGAAUUGCAAAAUGUUAUUACUUUGAUGCAGUGUCAGAUAUCUUGAAUCAGGAUAUUUACGGAGUUUUGCAACUGUUUCUGAAGGAGAAAUAAGCAGAUUGUAGAGCAGUAUCACAGGGAAAGCAAAAAAUACUAGCAAUUUCAACAGAAUGCAAAUGUGUGUUUUAUUAACUGUCGUGCUUCUAUACUCAGUAUUCAUCUUAAGAUAUCAAUACAGAUAAGAUUAUAGAGAAAAACAAAUGCUACUCAUUCUAAUUUUCAGUUUAUUUUGGAAAUUCAAUGAUAUUGAUAUUUAAGACACUUGUAGUUUCCUGUUGGCUUUUUUGAGGCUCCAGAUUGUAGUAGAAUAUGCAAGAUAUAUAGAGAACCUGAUAUAGAUAACCCAAAACCUACCACAAGGACUAAUUUUCUAUUGAGAAUUUUAACUUCAUCUCAACACAGUGAUGGUGUGCCAAUUUUGUCCAGAUUCAUUCAGUAAUUGGAACACUGAUCAUCUCCAAUCAAUCAAGAUUAGAAGGUAAGGGCUCCACAAGUACAUAGACGUAAAAGUUUAUACAGAUUUGACAUCAUGUUGCUUUGCUAUGUAUUUGAGAUAUACUUAACCAUUGCAUAUUUUAUGGGGAAAAAACUGUUGCAUCUUAUCAAGAAGACCCUGGACUUUUUGGUAAUCUUGGAAUGUCAGUAAGACAGAAAAAAGACUGUUUGGAGGAGACAACUGAUGUGAAGGGUUCAUGUGCUAUUGGAGAUUAUAUUUACAUGCUGUAAAUGUGGUACAGACAUUGAAGAAAAAUGCAUAUUUUGCCGAAACAUUCAUAGUGAAUGUUUUUAUAUGUUUAAGUUUACAACAGGUUUUCGUUAUGGGAUCCAUACCUGAUGUACUUCUCAGCACUAAUAGAUAAAUAAUAUAGCUGAAACUGGUGAUGUAGCUGUUAAUUUCCAAAUGAAAUGAUAAAAUACAAUUGAGCAAAUUAUUUUAGCAGGGCAUUUUAAAAUAGAUUGUAAAUCAAUAUUGAUCUUUUUAAAGGGUAUUUGUACAUAUGAAUAAAUUUUUAUGAAAUUUU